AUGGGAACAACCACCAAGAAAAAGGCUGGAAAAAAAACAGGUGGUGGUCCUGCACCACCACAAUAUACCCCAGCAGAGGAGCUGGCCCUUGGAUUGAAUGAAAACCGAACCAUUGUGGAGGGCAUCCCUGGGGGCAGCUCUUCCUCAGACCCAAAGACAGGAAUCAGUAGCAGCAACACCUUCAUUACUGUUUUACAUAAUACACCAACACUUUUACCUGUUCCCAUGCAAGUGGUGGCUGAAGCAUAUGCAGACAGUGAAGAAACCCUCUCAGAAGACUGUCCUUUGGAGGAAGAACCUGAGUCCACACCUAGAGAAAGGCUUGCAGAAGAGUCCGCACAAAGAACUAAUACAGAGGGUGACAUCUGUUCCCUCUAUAAACGGCAUCUUCAACAAAAAAUUGAGUUUUUUGAGCUGAAAAAACGCAAAUUAAGAGGAGAAAUUGAACUUGACAACUUGAAAAAGAGAAAAAUUGCUCUAGAGAUAGAGUUGCUUCAAAAGACCUUCAGAGUAAGUGCUAAUACACCAUUUGACACAUAG
Carassius carassius (crucian carp) is the source of this 540-nucleotide messenger RNA. RefSeq lists its product as uncharacterized. The record is from RefSeq and is a predicted model, not a curated record. The coding region runs from base 1 to 540 and encodes 179 amino acids. NCBI's taxonomy places the organism in Eukaryota, Metazoa, Chordata, Actinopteri, Cypriniformes, Cyprinidae. The transcript has 6 exons.